Messenger RNA from Carya illinoinensis, 4412 nucleotides. RefSeq names its product MDIS1-interacting receptor like kinase 2-like. The transcript has 5 exons. The record is from RefSeq and is a predicted model, not a curated record. The coding region runs from base 90 to 2210 and encodes 706 amino acids. Gene Ontology annotation, molecular function: protein kinase activity; protein binding; ATP binding. Gene Ontology annotation, biological process: protein phosphorylation. NCBI's taxonomy places the organism in Eukaryota, Viridiplantae, Streptophyta, Magnoliopsida, Fagales, Juglandaceae.
UGAAACUCAACUUCUCUUUCUUCCCAAAUUUAGUCUGUCUUGAUCUUAGUAGGAACAAACUUCAUGGGCGUAUCCCACCUGAGAUAGGGAUGUUAAAAAAUCUGACCUAUUUAUCCCUUUAUUCAAACAUGCUCGUAGGUCCAUUCCCUACCACUCUGGGUCAUUUAACUAAUUUGAAAUAUUUAAACCUUGGUCUGAAUAAAAUCAAUGGUUCCAUUCCUCCUGAAAUAGGGAUGCUAAAAAAUCUGACCACUUUAUCCCUUUAUCCAAACAUGCUCAUCGGUCCAAUCCCUACCACUCUGGGCCAUUUAACUAAUUUGAAAAUUUUAUACCUUAGUCAGAAUAAAAUCAAUGGAUCAAUUCCUCCCGAAAUAGGGAUGCUAAAAAAUCUGACCCAUUUAUGCCUUAGUUCGAACAUGCUUGUUGGUCCAAUCCCUUCGACAAUUGGUCAUUUAACGAAUUUGAGAUAUUUCGACCUUGGUCCGAAUAAAAUCAAUGGAUCCAUUCCUCCCGAAAUAGGGAUGCUGAAAAAUCUGACCACUUUAGACCUUCAUUCGAACAUGCUCUUCGGUCCAAUCCCUUCCACAAUUGGUCAUUUAACUAAUUUGAAAUAUUUGGACCUUAGUCGGAAUAAAAUCAAUGGAUCAAUUCCUCCCAAAAUAGGGAUGCUAAAAAAUCUGACCUCUUUAUCCCUUGGUUCGAAUAUGCUUGUUGUUCGAAUCCCAACCACUCUGGGUCAUUUAACUAAUUUGGAAUCUUUGGACCUUAGUCGGAAUAAAAUCAAUGGAUCCAUUCCCCCCGAAAUAGGGAUGCUAAAAAAUCUGACCCAUGUUAACCUUAGCCAUAACUUUAUUAGUGGAGAAAUACCUACCGCACUUGGGACCAUUGGCCCUCUAUUGACCUUGGAUCUUAGCUACAAUAAUCUAACAGGCAACAUUCCCUCUUUUCUCAUUGGUAUAGAUACACUCGACUUGUCACAUAAUUCUUUGAAGGGUCGAAUUCCAAAUGUUUAUAGUCUGCAUUAUACCCCCCACACAUUAAUUGGCAAUAGGGAUUUAUGUGGUCAAUUCAAGAUUUUCCCUCCAUGUCCCAAAAGCAGAAAUUCAACCAUAACCAAAAUAGAAAUUUUUGCUCCCAUCACCACUUUCCUCGCAUUCCUGGUUAUUGGAGGUAUUCUCUUAUCUCGUUGUAUGUUCAAGAAAAAUCAGAUUGAGUCUAGGGGAUCAAAGAAUGGAAACAUAUUCUCGAUAUGGAAUUAUGAUGGACAUAUUGCAUAUGAAGACAUCAUUGAAGCAACCGAGGAUUUUGACAUCAAAUAUUGCAUUGGAACUGGUGGUUAUGGUAGCGUUUACAAAGCAGAAUUACCAAACGGAAAUAUGGUUGCCUUAAAGAAACUUCAUCAAAGAGAAGCUGAGAAUCCAGUUUUCUUAAGGAGUUUUAUGAAUGAGGUGAGGGUGUUAACAGCGAUUAGACAUCGAAAUAUUGUGAAGCUGCAUGGGUUUUGUGUACAUAAAAGAUGCAGAUUUUUAAUUUAUGAGUACAUGGAAAGGGGAAGCCUAUUUUGUGUCCUAAGAAAUGUUGAUGAAGCUAUGGAAUUAGAUUGGAGCAAAAGGGUAAAUAUCAUCAAAGUCACAGCACACGCCUUAUCUUACAUGCAUCAUGAAUGCACCCCAGCAAUUGUUCAUAGAGAUAUAUCAUCUAACAACAUUUUGCUGAACUCCGAAUUCCAAGGUUUUAUCUCUGACUUCGGAAUUGUUAAACUUCUUGACCCUGACUCCUCCAAUCAAACAUUGGUUGCUGGCACUUAUGGUUACAUUGCCCCAGAGUUUGCCUACACAAUGACAGUUACUGAAAAAUGUGAUGUAUAUAGCUUUGGAGUGGUGGCACUAGAAGUAUUAAUGGGAAGGCAUCCGGGAGAACUCUUGUCCUCAUUAUCAUCAUCAUCAUCUCAAAAUAUGACGGUAAAUGAAAUAUUAGACCAACGCCUGCCACCUCCAAAUUGUCUAAUUGGACAGGAGAUUUUGCUUGUUGCUACAAUAGCAUUUGCAUGCCUGCACACACAGCCAAAGUCUCGGCCUACAAUGAAAUGUGUGUCACAAGAAUUUCUCUCUCUCAAGAAGCCGAAUGCCAUGCCCUUGACUACGGUUUCACUUCCGCAACUGAGGAAACAAGCAGCAUAUAUGGCUGGAUCAGGAUUUGCUUAUUGUUAGGGUGUUUUGUGUGCUGUCAAGGUGAAAGAGUUGGAAACCAAGCCCGUAGAAUAACAGCACUCAGAAUCUGCAUAUUUUCAACAGAAGGAGCAAAAGGCAAUGCUGGAGAAUGAGGCCCUGCGCAAUUAGCUUGAGCAAAAACAAAGAAACGUCACCAAGUUUCCCUUGAAUUCGAGCCUGAAGAGAGGAGGUUUUCCCUAACAGUUUCAAAAGCUGUUUCUACCUCAUCUGAGGAAAAUGAGCAUUCAGACACUUGUUUGCAAUUGGCGUAUGUCACAAGUUUGCAUGAGUUCAAUAUGUGCAAAUGUAUUGCCCCCCUCUCCAAAACCACAAAAAAAGAGAAGGGGGGGGGGGGGGGGGGCAAAUGGGCCUUCUUGUUGUGAAAAUCAGAAGAUGUGAUUUUUCAAAAGGGUAUUAUUUGUUCGAUGGUAUUUUAUAGGAAGUCAUAUUAGAAAUUGGUGAUAAAUUAGUUUCUUCUUUGGGAUGCACUAGAAGAAUUGGUUAUGGUUUGAUUCAUUUGAAUAUGCUGUAAUCAAACUUAUGAUAUUAAUCAAGUGUGCUAUAUAUUCCUGAUAUGACUGGAAGCUAGUUUGAUUGUAAUUGUCCAUGAUUUAUGUUGAUUUUGUUAUUAUUUGUGGUCGUGAGUUAAUUUUAUCAUGUGCAGACUUCUAUGGCAUUUACUAGCCUUGUUAUUGCAGCCGUCCCAACACUAAAUGUAAGCUGACUGGUGUUUUGUUUAAGCUCAUAAUAUCUUUGUAUUGCUUGCCCCAGCAUUAUAUAUGAUAAUAUUAUUCAUCUCACUCAUGAUGAUGAUGAUUGUGACUGUCCUUUUGAUUGUGUUUAAAACUUUAUCAUGGGGCUCAAGUGACCUAGACAUUACAGUCACUACCCAUUUAUGCUUCGAUCUUCUAGCCUUUUUUAUCUUGACGUUUCCUUUAUAGGCCUGUAAUGGGACAAAGUGUUUUGCUUUUUUCCCUUGUGUGAUCUAAAAUAGGUGACAAAGUGCUUUACAUUUUUCACAAACAAUUGUUUCCAUUCUAUUGCUCUUUCAGCUAAUUGCUAAAGGUCUAAUCCGAAUUAUCAGAUGUAAUUUCACAAUGGGUGCCUGAUAUGUGUAGUUAUGCACAUUCUUCUAUUUUGGUAGUGCCUAAAUCCAAAGAGAGUAUUACUCGUUUGUUCAAAGAGAUGUGUAGUUAUGCGCAUUCUUAUGCACAUUAAAGCCCUAGAUUUUAGAGUAUCUGCUACUAUGCAUGCUUGACUUGUCCUCAUAUAAUCUUUUCUGGUCUGGCUUAAGAAUGAGGGUUUUCUUUCAUAUACCAGAUAUGUGAUCCCUAGCUUGUCUCAAAAUUUUCUCCACAGCCAAUUUCUUAAGUUUGUAAGCAUGUUGUUUCAAUUUGAUAAGAUCCUCAUUUUACACUUUCUGUUCGAUCUUAUAUUUUUUGGCCAUGCAGUUGCAAUUGCAGUGACCAUUAUAUAUGUAAACCACACUGGAUUAGGUAAACCAAACAUUAGAGUGGAUGCUCUAGAAAAAUACUCAUAUUGUUUUUUUGAAAAUUUAUUCUUGUAAUCUCUAGCCUUUAGUCUUAAUUCUUUUUUGUUAUUUAUACUCUUUCAGGAUUUUGGAACUUGUGUCCAAAGCAUGGCUUGCAUAUGCAAAAAUUGUGAAUGUUUAUGCAGUUCCUUUUUUUCUUUUUAAAGAAAUCAAAUUUCAUUUUUAUUUUUUUGACAUAUCUAUCCGAGAGUUUUAUAUCUUUCAUAUGAUUUGCUGCUUAAUGCUUGCUCCGGCAUUGACUUAAGUUUUUCUGCUUUUCAAUCUCCCUUGGUUGCCUGUCUUGUCCUAAUUAAUACUAAACUGGUAUUAUGUGGUGUGGUUGUUAUAGUCUGUCAGCAUUAAUAAGUUCUUGAAGCCUGCUCCAGGAGAAAGGUACUACAGCCCAAGUAGUCGUGGCAGCCUCAUUCUUGGAGAAUAUUGCAACACAAAUUUUCUAAAAAGAUUGAGUGAUUCAACUUGGUGCAGAUAUAGAUCAACUCAAGCAACAUCAUAAAAAAUUCAAUAUCCUCUCAAUAAAUCCUGCAGAAAAGUACACAACAUACUGAAUUAUGUAUUAAACUAUGGUUCAUAUAUGAUGUGUACCACUUUAUUUUGGAAACUUGUAUCAAACACAGUUGACAUUAGGCAUGUAUGGUACUUUAUUUUGUAAA